AAAAUUAGGAAUAUGCCUUGGCACCUUUGGAGAAAGUUGCUGGAAUAGUUACUAUACACGCCAGUAGUUUCUUAAUUUAGAAAUGAUUAAAAGUUUAAUGUGAAUCAUUGAAUGCCAAUCAAACUUAAUAUCAGUUGUAUGUGGACUGAAACGGUGGUGAUUUAGUACACAAGAUGGAAAAAAGUACCGACAAAAUCAUCAGUGCUGAUGAAGGGCAAGGAAAAUAUCCCCCAUCAGACUCCAUUUCUAUAGAAGACGGCGUUGACAUCACUGAUCUACAGAUAGACGAUGUUCAGUAUUCAGAGGAACCUCUGACUCUGGACAAACUCCCAAUAGAGAUACUAAUGUACAUCUGCAAUUUUUUGGAUGCCAAAUUCCUGGUCCGUUCCUUAAGUAAAGUUUGCAGAAGCUUUCAGGAUUUGUUUGUGAGUGAUAUUUAUUGGAAAACUCGCAUCAAGAAAAAGUGGCCAAAACCAUAUCCACCAGUGUAUGAUGACAAUUUCUGUUGGAGGGAGGCUUGCAUUGUCAGGGAAGAAUGUUUUAGAGUGUGGAGUAAACCUGACACAACAUGUCACCAUUUCUUCUACAAAGAGGCAAUCUUUGCCCCAGUAGAUGCUGUCCAUCUGAUGAAUAAUGGAACCAUAUUAGCAUCUGGAUCAAGAGACAGGUACCUGAAUGUUCUGGAUUUGAGCAAAUAUAAUCCAGAUGAUCCAGCUAGUAUCAAAGCCAUGAAAGUGUUUUCAGAUCACAAAGCACACAAAGGUUGGAUAUGGUCUUUGGCUUCACAUGAGAACACGCUCUGCUCCGGAUCCUGGGACACCUACAUCAAGUUGUGGGACCUUGACAAUGGGGUCAAAGAGUACAACAAAUACAAAUGCAAGUCAGCUAUUCUGGGAAUUCAUUUUGAAGCUAAUCAGAUUUAUGCAGCUGGAUAUGAUCGUCAUGUAUAUAUCAUUGACCCCAGAGAGAGUGAGGUCCACAGAAAACGGUACCAUCGUCGACCUGUUCUCUGUUUAGCAGCUGACGAUAAAUACAUCGUAACAGGAAGUGAGGAUAAAACUAUCGCCGUAUUUGAUAGGAGGGCUGGACAGGUGUACAAAACAAUACAGUUGGAGAGUUUUGCAAUGGAUAUAUCUUUCAGUCACCAACAGUUGUGGGUGGCUGACAAAGAGGGCAAUCUCCAGCUCUAUGAUGCCUCUCUGGGACAGUUUAAACAUAUAAAGACGUAUGAUGUAGGGCAUAAAGGCAAGGCCACGGGGGUCAUUUACUCUCCAGGAGCAAUAUUUACAAGUUCAACAGACAACACAAUCAAAGUCCUGGAGCCCAACCUGAGCCCUGCAGCUAUCACUACCAUCAAUGACCACUCUGCUCCAGUUACUAGGUUCUUUCCUCCACUCAAAAAUGAUUUGAUAUUAAGAGCAGCAAGAGGAGAAAAGACAGAGCGUACACCGGUUUGGCUGAUGCGACAAGCGGGCCGAUAUUUGCCAGAAUAUGGAGAAUUUAAAUCUAAACAUUCAGCCUCCUUCUUUGACAUGGUCAGAAAUCCUGAGUCUUCUUGUGAAAUAACUCUUCAGCCUCUGAAACGCUUUGAUCUUGAUGCAGCCAUCAUCUUUUCGGAUAUUCUAGUCAUACCACAAGCAUUAGGGAUAGGAAUAGAAAUUGAAGAAGGAAAGGGAAUGACAUUUGACUUUUUACUGCAAACUCCUGAAGAUCUGAAGAAACUGAACACAAUAGUUGAUGUAACCCAGGAGCUUCAUUAUGUCAUGGAUGCCAUAACUCUGACCAGGCAGAGAUUGGAGGGACGAUGUCCUCUCAUCGGCUUCGCUGGUGCUCCUUGGACCAUCAUGAAAUAUAUGAUUGACGGUUCGUCGUCAGCCCCUGUCCCCAAGGCCAGAAGGUGGCUGGUGCAGUACCCUGAGGCCAGUAACACCUUACUGAAGCUACUUACUACGAAAACUAUCGAUUACCUUGUGGCUCAGGUCAAAGCCGGUGCUCAGUUGCUCCAGGUGUUUGACAGUAAUGCUGGUGAGCUUGGUCCUGCGCUGUUCAAUAAAUUUGGACUGACUUACCUCAGACAGUUAGCUUACGGUGUCAAGGAGCGACUCACGGAACAGAACAUAGAACAUGUUCCGAUGACAGUGUUUGCUAAAGACGUCCACUUUGCCCUGGAGGAUCUGUCUAACAGUGGAUAUGAUGUUGUCAGCAUCGACUGGACCAUUAAACCCACCCACGCUAGGAGGUUGGUUGGAAGUCAAGUGACUUUGCAGGGAAACCUUGAUCCAUGUAUGCUGUAUUCUACGAAGGAUGAACUGAAGCAUGCUGUCAAAGAUAUGGUGACCAAGUUUGGUCCCCAGCGCUACAUUGCUAAUCUGGGUCAUGGGGUGAUCAGGGAUACCGACCCUGAGAAUGUGCGGACAUUUGUGGAUUCAGUUCACAUCUACUCCGAGGAAAUUAAUGCCAAUGCAUAGCAGUGUAUCCCAUAUCACUACGUCAUACUGUGUGAGAGGUUGAUGGAAGAAGAAAGUGAUUGAUUUGUAUGAAUGCUGAAUUGCUGUAUAGUGGCUGCCGUAUUGUUUAUCUAUUUCUGGGUAGAGACCCAUAUCAAUUAUUUAAUAAAAGUUAAUGCUAUAAAAAUAUUCAAGAAAAA
Magallana angulata is the source of this 2647-nucleotide messenger RNA. RefSeq lists its product as uncharacterized. NCBI's taxonomy places the organism in Eukaryota, Metazoa, Mollusca, Bivalvia, Ostreida, Ostreidae. Bases 174 to 2468 code for a protein of 764 amino acids. Gene Ontology annotation, cellular component: cytosol. Gene Ontology annotation, molecular function: uroporphyrinogen decarboxylase activity; protein binding. Gene Ontology annotation, biological process: heme biosynthetic process. The transcript has 17 exons. The record is from RefSeq and is a predicted model, not a curated record.